CCCAAAAACAUAUUUCUAGCAGCUCCCACAUCCAGUCAUCCAGUCUGGGCUUGAGGUUGAAUCAAGACCAUGAAGUGUCUGCUGCUUCUCGCCUUCAUUGGGGUGGCUGUUGCCUUCCCCACCUUUGCUGAAGAUGAUGAUGACAAGAUUGUGGGAGGCUACACCUGUGCAAAGAACGCUGUGCCCUAUCAGGUGUCCCUGAAUUCUGGAUAUCACUUCUGUGGAGGCUCCCUCAUCAGCAGCCAGUGGGUCCUGUCGGCUGCUCACUGCUACAAAUCUCGCAUCCAAGUGCAGCUCGGGAAACACAACCUGGAACUCACCGAAUCCACCCAGCAGUUUAUCAACUCUGCUAAAGUCAUCCGCCACUCUGGCUACAGCCCCUACACCCUGGACAAUGACAUCAUGCUCAUCAAGCUGUCCACCCCAGCCCAGCUCAACAAUGCUGUCCAGACCAUUCCUCUGCCCUCCAGCUGCGCGGCCGCCGGCACCACCUGCCUGAUCUCCGGCUGGGGCAACACUCUCAGCAGUGGCUCUAACUACCCAGACCAGCUGCAGUGCCUGAAGGCUCCAAUCCUCCCUGCUGCCGACUGCUCUGAAGCCUACCCUGGGCAAAUUACCAAGAACAUGAUUUGUGUGGGAUUCCUGGAGGGAGGCAAAGACUCCUGCCAGGGAGAUUCCGGCGGUCCCGUGGUCUGCAAUGGACAGCUCCAAGGCAUUGUUUCCUGGGGUAUUGGAUGUGCCCAGAGGGGCUAUCCCGGAGUUUACACCAAGGUUUGCAACUACGUCUCCUGGAUCCAGUCCACCAUCGCCGCCAACUGAGACGCUCAUGUGGUGUGACCUGUAUUUUCUCAUCAUCAUUCCUGUUCUUUUGGAUUUGGACAAGCAAAAAACUAUGAAAAAAUUAAUAAAGACUUUCAGGCACCCCUA
This is a messenger RNA of Oenanthe melanoleuca, 927 nucleotides long. RefSeq names its product trypsin-like. Bases 70 to 819 code for a protein of 249 amino acids. NCBI's taxonomy places the organism in Eukaryota, Metazoa, Chordata, Aves, Passeriformes, Muscicapidae. Gene Ontology annotation, biological process: proteolysis. The record is from RefSeq and is a predicted model, not a curated record. Gene Ontology annotation, molecular function: serine-type endopeptidase activity. The transcript has 5 exons.